AGUUUGGGAUCCAGAAACGUAUCAGUGAACACAGCGUACUGGAAAAGCGAGCCAUAACAGAAAGCCAAAACCAUCUCUCUCUCUCCACUCAAAUUUCACUCAAAACUGGUUUUCACAUCAACUCAGUGGCACGUAACUGAGUCAACUCGGCCUCUAGCUUCUUUUUCCUUCCUAUGUUUUCAGUUUGUGUAUUUGAGUUGCAUGUGCUGGAUUUUCCAUGGAAACAGUGGUUGAAGUUGAGGGGAAUGAUGAAGCUAAGCUCAAGGAGUGUGGGAUUCGUAACAGUACUUCUUCCUUGUCUUCGCCCAAGCAGAUUUCCGACCCAGUUGUAUACAAGCUUGUUCGGCUGGAAGGAGAUGGGAGAAUAGUACCUGCAACAGAUGAUGAAUUAAUGGAGGUAGAGAGUCUGCUUAUAGAUGACAAAUGUGAAAUGCAUAUCUAUGCAGACCCUGGGCAGACUGUAGGGUGCAUUUCCAAUGAAGGAUCUUCCUCUGGGAUAGCCCAAUUAGAAAGCCUGGAAGGUUUGUUGCAAUCUAGGAACAAAGAAGCUGAUCCAGAUAAAUUGAAUGCAAGGCUUGAGGAAACUGUCCCUUCUCUGGCACCAAGUUUGAGUGAAAGCCAUUUUAAUCAAUCUGGGAGUUUUGGGGAGUGCUCUCAUUCUUCAGAUAAACUGGUAGCUGGUGGGUCAACUUUGUCUGUUGUUACUACAAAACCUGAUUUUUCCAAGUUGAAGGGGGAAAUAUGCCUGGACAAUCUAUCAAUAAAAGAACUCCAUGAAACUUUUAAAGCAACAUUUGGCCGAGAAACUACUGUCAAGGAUAAGCAAUGGCUUAAGAGAAGGAUUUCCAUGGGAUUGACAAAUUCUUGUGAUGUUUCAGUGACUUCUUUUAUAAUUAAAGAUAACAAAUUGGUUAAGAAAGGGAAUGGAGAAAUCUCUAACUGUAUGGAUGGUUCCUAUGCUGAGGACCCACCAAUUGGCAAUCAGAAAGACUUACCAACUAGCCUUGUUAGCCAAUUGGAUUAUCAUCAAGUUGUACCUGAAAAAAGACUGGAAAAUCCCAACUUAGAUGACAAUUCUGGAAGUGAUGAUCAUCAAACAGAACAGAGAGCUGCUAAAAGAGCUCGGAAGCCCACAAAGCGAUAUAUCGAAGAACUUUCAGAAGUGGAGUCCAAAGAGUCUAAUGGAAGGUUAAUGAAUUUGGCUAAAAAUUCUGGACAUGGACUGAUAUCCCUAAAAUCUCAUGUUAGGCUGGUUAGAAAUGUCCCUUUAGGUGGGAGAACUGUUGUUACAAGGCUGGAUUCUCUUGGAGGAUAUGGGAUUCAGGUUCCAUGUGUUUCUCGGGUUCGAAGAAGCCGUCCAAGGAAAAAUUUCAUGGCUCUUUUGAAAUUCAAUCCAAGUGGCAUGGGCAUGGAAGCUACGGUAAAGAAAGCCCUUGGUGAUCAUAGUUUUCCACCAGAUGAUGGGAAGGAGAGCAGAGUCUUGAAAGCCAGCUCUACCCCUGAACAUGUUCAUCAUCAGAAAUUCAAUCCAAGUGGCAUGGGCAUGGAAGCUACGUUGGUAAAGAAAGCCCUUGGUGAUCAUAGUUUUCCACUAGAUGAUGGGAAGGAAAGCAGAGUCUUGAAAGCCAGCUCUACCCCUGAACAUGUUCAUCAUCAGUUUAUAGGUGUGCCAGAGAAAGAUAAGCAGUUCUCAGUGAUGAGUGCGAUUGGCUUGGGACAUAACACAGAGCUGAAAUGCAUUAAUUCAUCUAGGGAUUCAGAUGACAAUGUAGUUACUGUUCCUACACCUAAAGGUGGAAUUAGAAGGAAACAUCAUCGAGCUUGGACUCUCUCUGAGGUGAUGAAGCUGGUUGAGGGUGUCUCUAGGUAUGGAGCUGGAAGGUGGUCUGAGAUCAAACGACUUGCAUUUGCAUCCUAUUCAUACCGCACCUCUGUUGAUCUCAAGGACAAGUGGAGGAAUCUGCUGAAAGCCAGCUUGGCGCCUCAAGAUAACGGAAUGAAUUCCCGGAAAAGUACUGGUGCAAUGCCCAUUCCUGCUCCAAUUUUGUUAAAAGUGAGAGAGCUCGCGGAGAUGCAAGCACAGGUUCUGCCAAAUCUUAGCUCGACCAAGAUUGCUGGGAGCACUAGAAAAAAUGUACAUGAAAAACAAACGGGGUUCUUGUAGCUUUGUAUCUACUAGAUUUCAGUUGUACAAAUUGCUGAUAACCCAUGAUGCCAGUUUGGACUCCAGUGGACUUCUUCUACCGUGGGGUUUGUGUAGCUACUAACUAUUACAGUCACAGUUUAGAAACACCUUCGAUUUUAGACCCCUUUUAGUUAAAAAUAGUUCGCCAUAAGCUUUCAUGUAACUAUAGAUAAGUGUUAUCUUGUGAGCAGAAAUAAUAGACACUGAAGGUUUUAUUCA
Molecule: messenger RNA, 2404 nt
Organism: Populus trichocarpa (black cottonwood)
Lineage: Eukaryota; Viridiplantae; Streptophyta; Magnoliopsida; Malpighiales; Salicaceae
Exons: 10
Coding region: 218-2164 (648 amino acids)
Source: RefSeq, a predicted model, not a curated record